Messenger RNA from Lingula anatina, 2058 nucleotides. Its product is annotated as ras-related protein Rab-1B. Lineage: Eukaryota; Metazoa; Brachiopoda; Lingulata; Lingulida; Lingulidae. The record is from RefSeq and is a predicted model, not a curated record. Gene Ontology annotation, molecular function: GTP binding; GTPase activity.
CUGUAGAUCAACUUUUGGGUCAUCUCACAUUAUUCGAAAUUUAUUUCUCAAUAUGACAAUGUACAUAUUGUAACCCCAAGUACGUUAAUAGCCGAGAUAAUACACCGUUUAUGACACCCUAUAAAUCUCAAAAAAUAUUGCCCAAUUCAAAUUCUCGAACUUCCGGUUUGUUUAAUAGCCACCUAGCGGCAGACCAGUGGCUCCCGGGCUGGUUGUUUCGUUUCCUGAUUCUACACUGAUUCUGAGAUGCAGGAUUUUUGAUCAUACCUGGAAAUGAGAACAUGUGCCCGAGUUGUGCCUCGUGUCACUUUUCAUGCUAGCAAACUUUAGCCCGAAACUGUAAGCAAGUCUUUACGCUAUCUGUAUUCGCUUGCCUGCAUUGACUUAUCAGCCAGUUCGUGGUACUGUCUGUGGAUUAUUGUCUUCGGGCGCUUUUUUGCUACUUGUAGUAGAUUUUGUGCCCAAUACUUUUGGCAAAAUUGAGAUCACGUAAGGCUGAGGCCAUACAGAAGGAUCCAGAAAAACAAAUGGCAGGUUUUUGUUGCAAAGCUGCUCGUGCGAUUGGAUUGGAAUGUUUUGGAAUUGUUCUUGUGAUUGUGAUAACCGUCUUGUGGAUACUGUGCUGGUCAAAUGUCCUACCCGUGUUGCCGGACAAUAUAAAGAACGUGCAAGCGUAUGCGGCUCUUGCCUCUUCUUUGUUUUCCAUUCCCAGUACACUUGUUGCUAUUUUCCUCGCCCUGCGAUCUAAGAAAAAGUUGAAGAUUCUAAGACUGAGGGACGGGGAGCGGCAAUUGCUGAUACAGGAAGUCGUAAAGGAAAAUGGAGAAACAUUGGAGGAAAUUCGUGCGAAUAACCAGGCUUUGUUUCUACAGCUGGAACAUGCCGUUAUGCAAAAUAAAGAAAUCAUGCGCAUGCUUCAGUCGCCCCAUGCCCCUAUAGAGGUCACCAAGAAAUGCCCCUCCUACGAACAUGGUUCAGCUGCACCAAACCUUCGGUUUAGACUGUUAUUGGUUGGUGAUUCAGGCACAGGCAAAACAUGUCUUAAUGAUAGAUGGGUUAAGAAAUCAUACAAGCCAAGGUAUAUCGCAACAAUUGGAGUUGAUUUUACUUUAAGCACUGUUAGGACAACCAUAGGCAUUGUGCAGCUCCAAUCCUUUGACACUCCAGGUCAAGAAAGUUUUAGAAAUAUGACAAAAUUGUACUAUAAAGACAACGCAAGCUGUGCCAUUGUGUUUGACGUGUCUAAUGCGUGUACAUAUGCUGGCGCAAAAAGGUGGUAUGCCGAUAUCAAAUCAGAACGCACAGGAGAAGACGCCUUCAUAGCAUUUAUAGGUAAUAAGACGGAUCUCCAGUGGGAUCCGGAAUUGCCUUCGAGAGAGGAAAUUGAACAGGAAUUGGAACACCCUUGUUUUUUCGUGUCCGCUAAGACUGGGGAAAACGUUGAUUAUACAUUUGGUAUGCUGACUUUGGCUGCAGUUGUAAAAACAAAAUUGUUGCAUCACAAUUGAUAACAUAUUAACAAGGUCCUUUAUCUUUUUCCCCCCGAUUGGUCAAAGUUGAAAAAAUCCCGCGUGGUGUUUUUACCAUGAGUAACCGCUUCGAAAUUGAUUUUGUGAGUAAUAUACUUUUACGUAUCAUAUGCAUUUGAAAAAGAUAUCAGUUAUUCGUACGAAAUGUUCAUUCUUUUGAAAUAUAUACGUAUAUUAUGGCAACUGUGAUUAAAUAUGCAUGUAAUAUUCAUUCCGAACUACCUUAAGUAAAUGACAGUGAUGGCGAUUGUUAUGGGCUUUGAUACAACAUGUACAUUCAUUACGAAAUCGCCAAGGUUUACAUUGCUAUAAACACAUUGUUAGUAAAAUAUUGUUUUGUUCAGCACGGUGAGCGAUUUUACAUCUAUUUUUCUUUUUGUGAGAAAACAUCGACUUUCCUGUUUUUAUUCCAAAGUGAUUUUAUUGCAUAUAAAGCGACAAGGUGAUUGAAUUCUGAUGAUUGAUUUCUUUUUUUUUUUUUUUUUUUUUUUUACAACAUUGGCUUCCAAGUCAAUAGUCUGUACGGAUA